Thermothelomyces thermophilus ATCC 42464 is the source of this 1113-nucleotide messenger RNA. RefSeq lists its product as uncharacterized. Bases 1 to 1113 code for a protein of 370 amino acids. The record is from RefSeq and is a predicted model, not a curated record. NCBI's taxonomy places the organism in Eukaryota, Fungi, Ascomycota, Sordariomycetes, Sordariales, Chaetomiaceae. The transcript has a single exon.
AUGCUAGUAACUCCAGAGGAAGAAGCCGACGAUGAUGGCGUUCACACUCCCAAUAUAGACGACAACCGGCCUCUUGCCCGCCACGACUCGUCCAGCUCCAGCAACCUCAAUCCAAUUCACGACUACGGCGGAGAAAACGGUCGCGCCGACGAGGACGACGAACAAGGCUACUCAUCCGCGUCUGCUUCCGGGUCGGGCUCAGAAGCAGAAGAAGAAGAGGAAGAAGAAGAAGAAGAAGACGAUGGCGACGGCGACGGCGAUAGCGGGCGCCCCCCGCAACAACCCUUCAGCCAACACGCGUUCGCGCCCCCCUUCUACGGCCGCCCGCCAACGCCUCUGCCCCCAUCCCCGUCGCUGACCUCCCUUCUGCGCCCGUCGCGCCCCACGACCCCCGACGCGUCCGACGACGACGGCCACGGCGGCGCCGGCAGCACCACGGCGGGGGGCAGCCAGGCGGCGCCGGGCGAGCCGCUGCCGCGCGCGCGGCCCAAGGUGCCGACGUACGAGUACUACGGCUUCGUGCUGUACCUGCUCAGCUCGCUCACCUUCCUCAUCUACCUCCUCUGGAGCUACCUGCCCUCGCCCUUCCUGCACGCGCUGGGCAUCUACUACUACCCGAACCGGUGGUGGUCCCUGGCCAUCCCCAGCUUCCUCGUCAUGCUGCUCGUCUACAUCUACGUCGCGCUGGCCGCCUACAACACCGAGAUCCUGACCCUGCCCCUCAACAGCGUCGAGACCAUCGUGGACGAGGCUGCCAAUGUGGCCGUCGUGGAUUCCAAGGGGAGGAUCAUCAGGGGAGACAAGAGACGUCGAGAAGGAGGAGGAGGAGGAGGAGGAGGAGGGGGAGGAGGAGGAGGGGGUGGUGGUGGUAGAAGGGGGAGGAGGGGGACAGUAACGAGAGAGGGGGUGGCUGUGGCUGCGGCCGCGGCUGCAGCAGCAGCAACACCAGCGCCAGGGGACGGGGCCAAGUUGAAUUGGAGGGAGGUCUGGAACGAGGGGACGGAUGCCGUAAUGGACGUGCCUUUGGCGGGUGUCUGUGAGGUGCUGUAUGGCGAAGGGAGGGACUAUGACAGUGACUUGGAAGAUGAGGAUGUGAUAAUCACGAGGAUAUAA